This is a messenger RNA of Lasiosphaeria miniovina, 2076 nucleotides long. RefSeq lists its product as uncharacterized. The coding region runs from base 1 to 2076 and encodes 691 amino acids. The transcript has 2 exons. Gene Ontology annotation, molecular function: protein binding. The record is from RefSeq and is a predicted model, not a curated record. Lineage: Eukaryota; Fungi; Ascomycota; Sordariomycetes; Sordariales; Lasiosphaeriaceae.
AUGAGGCUCAACGGCGUACUUGGUGCGCCGGCGGCCCACCAGCGUCGCAACAUUUUCGAAGAAAUUGGCAGCGUCAUCGCCAAUUUUGUCGAUGCCGGUGAUACGUCAACAACGUCAGCCCCUUCCACCUCCGCGUCGUCCGAGACUGCGUCAACAUCGGCGCCGGCCCAGACUCAGAGUCAAACCCGGUCGGCUCCCGACACGCAGACCACCGACAGUGGUACCCCCACUGUCCCUGCCCCUCCUGGCGGUGAUAAGGAUAGGACAACGGUUUCCAAGGGGUCAACGGUGACAGGCAAGGGGUCUCCGACGCCGACGCCGACGCCGACGCCAUCCCCGAAGACGACACCGAAGCCGUCAGGGCAGGCGGUGACGACACCAACGACUCCUGAGAACGACCAGGUGCAGCAAAAAGCCCCCACACCCAGCAUUAGCGUCAGUAUUCCGCCGGGCAACACGGCACUAAACACGCUGCCCCCUGGUAUUUCGCCCAUCUCGUCUGUUCCCCUGGAUAGCACGCUUGCCCUCGCGCCGUCAACGCAGCCCUCGACCACAACAUUUAAAGAUGUACGGCAGUCGCAGACGGCGACCUCGAGCGGGUCCAAGUCGGCAGCAACAACGAGCGCAAGCUCGGACAGUGGCGGCGGAGAGACGAGCGCGGCCGCCAAGGCGGGAAUUGUUAUCGGUGUGCUGGCAGGCGUCCUGCUUGUGUCACUCGGCGCGUGGUUCUUCUUCCAGCGCCGGAGACGGCAGAUGGAGAGAGACAGGCGCCAUCGCGACCAUGCCGAGAAGAUAAAUAACCCCUUUUCAGACAAGGCUGCCAUCCGAACCCCGGUCACGGCCCCGCGGUUGAGCCUGCGGCCCGUGACCCAAUUCCUCCCCAACCUCGGUAGUAACAAUCCGGAGCGCAGAAAUAGCCGUGGCAUUGCCCUGACCGUCACCCCACCCUCCGAGGCCCCCGGUACCCGGCCGGCAGGAGCUGCCGCCUGGGAGCGUCCGGCGGCCAACUCGGCCAUGAACAACGCCAAACCCCCCUACGACCGUCCCGGCACGGGCGCGAGUGCGAACCCUGCCAAUCCGUUCAACGAUUCCCAGCGGAUUGCCGAACCGGCGACCAACAAGGACCUCCCCGUCAGUCCCGUCAGCUCCAUCGGCCACGACGACGACUUCGCUUCGGCGACUGGCCAGUCUCCUGAACCGGAGCCGGUAUCUCCCAUCGGCGGCACCAUGAACUCGACCGACGCAGCCGCGGUUGGGGCUGUUGCAGGCGGCGCUGCCGCCGCUUCUGCUGCUGGCAUGACUCGCAAGGCCUCUAUCCGCAAGGACCUCUCCAAGCCACUCGAUCUCACAAAGGCGCCGCCCGCGCUGUCGGCUGUGCCUCCUAGCCCGACGGGAACCGAAUUCAGCAUGCACUCUGUUGCUCCCGGCCAGUCUCCCGCUCCUUCGACGAGCGCCGCAGCCAUUGCCGCAGCUGGCGGCCCACCACAAUCUGCCGUGCACCGCGUGCAACUUGACUUCAAGCCGACUCUGGAGGAUGAGAUGGGCCUCGUAGCGGGCCAGCUGGUCCGCCUGUUACACGAGUAUGAUGAUGGCUGGGCCCUCUGCAUCCGGCUAGACCGGUCUCAGCAGGGCGUAGUGCCGCGGACCUGCUUGUCAACUCGUCCUGUAAAGCCGCGGCCUGGACCUGGAGCUCCUCGCGGCCCGCCAGUGAACUCGGCUCGCGGGGCAGGCGGUUAUCCUCCGUCUCAAAACCAGCAAGGCUACUCACCGAACACCCAGUACCAGAGGCCGCAGCAGUCUGGACGGCCCACGCAAGGGCCCGGGCAGGGUUACCCCCGGUCUUACUCACCUGCCGGUGACCACCCGGCCUCUCCCGCCGGCCGUUCAAUGAGCCCCGGCCCCGGCCACGGCCAGCCACAGUCGCAAGGUCCCCGUUAUAAUCCUCAACAGGGCCGCCCGAGAAGCCCCAACGGCCCGGGCCGAGGACCGUCCCCUACCGGAGCAACCCAGCCGGGCCAGGACUACUACCCUGCAGAAUCUCCCUCGGCCCAGUACCAGCCCGGCCAGGCAUACUGA